Molecule: messenger RNA, 786 nt
Organism: Lentinula edodes (shiitake mushroom)
Lineage: Eukaryota; Fungi; Basidiomycota; Agaricomycetes; Agaricales; Omphalotaceae
Exons: 7
Coding region: 1-786 (261 amino acids)
Source: RefSeq, a predicted model, not a curated record
AUGGUAAAGAAAGGUAUCAAAUCUCAGCGAGCCAGUCGCAAUUCAAUCGCUUCUGCACAACGGUUACCUGUCCAUGUACGAAUCGCAGAUCAUAACGAUAUCGAUCUGCUUCGUGAUCUUUUCAUGGAUUUCAAACGGCGUACACGAAGGGGAAAAUUGGUCACUUUCAUGAAGUCAAUAAUGCAAUGGGUAAGCUGGACAGCUCCUAUUCAGCAGUCUAUUUCAGGAACCAUGACUGCUGUUUGCCCUAUCAAUUAUGUGAAUAUGCUCGGUUAUAAAGGUCCAAUUUGUGCACAUAUCACCAACGGUUUUCUAACCGAAACUGAAUUGAAAGUUUCAUGGAAUGAGGAAAACAUAACUGAUUUGAGUGCAUCAUUACAUGACUCUACUGAAACCAUUGGUAAAAAUAUGGAACUCGUUGCCCGUCGCAAACCGCGAAUAAUCACAACAGGAAUGUUAGAGUCAUUUUACAGUGAAGAAAAGGCGACGCAAAGAAGAUUUCCAGAUGUCGAUUUGAUCGAAGUUCUGCGCUCUGCUUUUCGAGAUGGAGUAUUUCGGAAAUAUCCUCGGUUGCAUCCAGCAUAUGAUUCACAAAUUACGCCCAUUUUAUUGCUUCAAUUUGAUCCCAACAAAACCUCAGGAUCAACCACUUUUUUACAUCUACAAUACUAUGACACAAUUGUGGGAAAGCUCAUUAAGAAUCUCAACAGCACGAUUGGAAUCAAGCAGAGCAUGUUCGACAAUUUACUGAUGCAUAGCCAAGACCUAUUGGAUGUCGAUGUAUGA